UCUGUUGCUGAGACAAUACCAUAAAGAUUUUUCUUUUGGCCAAAAGCAGACGUUUGUAAGAUUUUAACAUUCAGUUCAAACGCGAACGCAAUAAGACCAAGACGUCAUUUCUCUGUCUUCCGUAAGCUUUUGACGAACACCUGGUUACCCUAACUUCUCGGUCGAUGGCCAUAAACGUCUCCAACCAGAACAACUCGUAAAACACCAGCAUUAUUGGGAAUAAGGCCUUUAAAGCCGGUCUACUUUUAUGUGCUCUUCGGCAAAGAAAUUUCAAAAAGAGAGUCAAAGAAAAACAAACAAGCAAACCCAAAAGAAAAAAACUGGCUCCAAAAGAAAAGUUGUGAAGCUUAGCGGAAUCCAUUUCUAAGUGAAUAAACUUUUUUGUGCAAUAACUUCUGGUGAUAGAAUUUCAAAGUGACACCAUUUAAAAAUUGUGAAAACAAAAAAAGAAGCAAAUAAUAAUUUAAAAAUCGGACAACUGUAAAAAAAUUAUUAAAACAGGAAUUAACCAAAAACCCAACGAAAGUUAAAAUUUUAUUUCUGGGAUUACCUUAGGAAAUUGCUUUUCAACAUUCCGAUGAGUUUGAUUGGCGAGAAAAAUUUCAAAAUGAAAAUGCGCGAUGUCGAAACAGCCUUCAAAUAUAGGCGUUUUCCCUAUCCAAAAAGAUCCGUUGAGCUGAUUGCCUUACUGGCCAUAUCCUGCACAUUUUUCCUCUUCAUGCACACAAAUAAACUCAACAGUCGCCUUAAAGAGAUGGAAAUGAAAUUACAGCCAUCAGAAUUCUCAGCUCUCGGUCUGACAGGCAACAAUCAUUUGGAUGGACCAAAACACGAUGACAUCAAUACAUUACAUGGCACCUAUCAAUACCUUAAGAGUACCGGACAGAUGCAGGCUUUGAAUGUACAUGAUCUAAACAAUACUCGCAAGGCUCAAUUAGAUUUGGUCUUCUUCAAUCGAGUUCCCAAGGUGGGAAGUCAAACAUUUAUGGAACUCUUGAGACGCCUCUCGGAACGUAAUAACUUCCAAUUUCAUCGUGAUGCAGUUCAAAAAGUCGAAACCAUUCGCCUGGCAGAUGAGCAACAGCAUGAAUUGGCCGAAGUUAUAAGUGAUCUCCCCGAGCCCUCGGUUUUCAUUAAACAUGUGUGCUACACAAAUUUUACCAAAUACAACUUGCCCACACCCAUCUAUAUAAAUGUGGUCCGAGACCCAGUUGAACGUGUCAUAAGUUGGUUCUAUUAUGUACGGGCACCCUGGUAUUUUGUAGAACGUAAGGCCGCAUUCCCUGAUUUGCCCCUACCCCAUCCAGCAUGGUUGAAAAAGGAUUUCGAGACUUGUGUUCUAUCGGGUGAUCAAGAGUGCACUUAUACCCAGGGAGUUACUGUCGAGGGCAUUGGUGAUCACCGCCGCCAGAGUUUAUUCUUUUGUGGUCACGCCUACGAAUGCACACCCUUUAACUCUGUUGGAGCUUUGGAGAGAGCCAAGUAUGCGGUCGAAAGUCAAUACUCUGUUGUAGGAGUUUUAGAGGAUCUCAACACUACCCUGUCGGUAUUCGAGAAAUACAUUCCACGAUUUUUCGAAGGUGUGCGGGAAAUUUACGAUACCAGCGCCGAAUAUUUAACAAAGAUCAACAAAAAUAAUUUCAAGCCUCCAGUCAGCGAACAAGUCAAAGACAUUGUGCGUAGAAACUUCACCAAUGAAAUUGAAUUUUAUCAAUUUUGCAGACAACGUCUGCACAAACAGUACUUGGCGGCCCAUGCGCACUUGCCCGAUUUGUUGUCACCACAUUUGAGGCCAUAAAUUGUUCAAGGAAAUAGAAUACCUCGCUUGCGUUUGUCGUUUACGUAUUUUAAAAGUACAAAUGCAAUCGUGAAUAGUCUAUGUAUUAUUGUUAUAUAAAAAAAAUAUUUUUGAAUGAAAUCCAAACCUUGUAAAUUUUUGUAAUUAUAAC
This is a messenger RNA of Stomoxys calcitrans (stable fly), 1949 nucleotides long. Its product is annotated as heparan sulfate 2-O-sulfotransferase pipe-like. The record is from RefSeq and is a predicted model, not a curated record. Gene Ontology annotation, molecular function: sulfotransferase activity. The transcript has 6 exons. Lineage: Eukaryota; Metazoa; Arthropoda; Insecta; Diptera; Muscidae. The coding region runs from base 578 to 1798 and encodes 406 amino acids. Gene Ontology annotation, cellular component: membrane.